UUCUAGGAUUUGCUGUCUGUUUCACUGAACUCUUUAAUCUAUAUCUCUUUUUGAAGUCUGUGCUUCGAAUAUUCUUGAUUCUUGAUUUCUUGAAUCUGAAACUGAAGUGAAUCGCAAAUUAUUGCCAAUUUGUAAAGCUAAUUUAAGGUUUCCAAAGAGGUGUGAAAAUGAGUUGUCCAUUCAGUGAAGAGCAGCUAACACAGCUGAAGGCUUUUGUUGACCUUUGCACAGCUCAGCCGGUGAUAUUGCAGCACCCUAAAUUGUCUUUCUUCAAAGAAUAUUUAACGAACCUCGGCGUCAACAUUCCUACUGCUACAUUCGAGCCUAAAACUUUCUCGGCUUCCGGCGAUAGUAAUGCCACCAAUGCUAACACCGAAGACAAUGCAGCUAUUUCAUCAGAAGAGGAAUCAGAGGAAGAAUCUGAUGUGGAACUCAAUAUGGAAGGUGUAAUAUCAGAUACAUCAGAAGCUAAUCAGGAAAUGGGAGACGAUUCAAAGGAAGUGACUGAUGAAGAACGCGACCAAUCUGACGAGAAACGCUCAGAGGCUAUGAGGGCCUUCUCUGAACAGCAGUUUGAUGAGGCCAUUGCUUUGUACACUGAGGCCAUAAAACUCAAUCCUCAAAGUGCACUGCUUUUUGCUAAAAGGGGACAGGUGUUUUUGAAACAAAACAAGUUACACGCUUGCAUCAAAGACUGCACCCGCGCUCUAGAACUCAACUGUGACAGUGCAGCUGCAUACAAAUUCCGAGGGCGAUCCUACAGGCUCCUGGGCAAAUUCGAGGAGGCGCUGCAUGAUCUGUGCGAGUCGCUCAAGAUCGACUACGACGACCAGACCAACGAGUGGCUCAGUGAGGUGAAGCCGAACGCUGAGAAACUGCGCCAGCACAAGUUGACUGUUCAACGUAAAAAGGAAGAGAAAGAGCACAACGAGAAGUUGCGCAGGGCACGCAAAGCUCAGGAAGCUCGGGCCAACGCAGCCAAGAGUCAAGCGGAGUCUCAGCAAUCGUUCCCUAACGCGCCACCCGGUAUGGGUGGCAUGGGUGGUAUGGGUGGCAUGGGCGGCAUGGGUGGCUUUGAAGCAGCCGACUUCAUGAAACUGCUCUCUGACCCCGAGAUUGUUGCAGCUUUUAAGGAUCCUGAAAUCGCCAACGCGUUUUAUGACGUGUCAGCAAACCCGGCUAAUUUCGUGAAGUACCAGAAUAACCCUAAAGUAGCCGCUGCGUUGGAGCUCUUGAAGGGGAAAUUCGGCGUUGGAGGCGCUGCUGCGGCUCCAGGAGGUUUCUCAGGUUUUGAAGGUGCUAAGCCGGGUGCUGGAACUAAAACUUCAUCUGAUGACGACGUUGGUUUGGAUUAAACCAAAAUUUGUUUGGUUUAUGAUUUUCCACAUUACAUAAUUGUUAUAUGUUAAAAAUCACAAAAAAAUAAUAUUAUUUUAUGAUGUUUGUUGUGCAGGGUGCGAAGAAUGUUUUACAAAAAUGCUAGUUUUUAUUAAAGACUGAUUGUUUAAUACACAAACCAAAAUAUUUCCAAAUAAAUUUAAUCCAAAUCACAGCUUACAUAACAGUUUGUCAGUCAUUAUUAUUAUGUGUAAUAAAAUCCCUUCUAAUCAGUAUAAAUUUUCAUGGAUUAAAAUAAAUUUCUUUUUAUCUCGUUAUUUAAAAUUAUAGAGUGUAGAAUUCAGCAAAGUCCCAUUCAUGAAUUAAGAUAGUUAUUAACUUUAAAAUAGGAAUAUUAAUAGGAUUAAAUUCCACUGGUUCUUAAUAAAAAAAUUUCGGUUGGUCCAAAAUUUUCUGAACACACAAAAAUAUCGAAAUUUUUAAUUUUGUAUGGAACUACACAAAAUUCUGAUGGUGGUCGUUUAUUGAAGAAUUUUAGAAUUAUCUCUAAAGUUAAUUAAAUUAGUUAAAAAGCAAUUUUUUUUUUGUUGACAUUCCACCAAAUUUAACUACGCAUCCGACAAUAAAACAUUUUAUUUUUUAAUUUUAAAACGGGCAGGUGUAUUACAUUUAAAAUAUACCAGUUUGGUUAUGUUUUGUAUUUUAAAAUAUUCACCUUCUAUUCUAUAUUUGUAACUAGAUGAUAUAAUGAGGCCAGUACACGGGUCGAUUUUCGCCGUGUGUCAAAUCAUCGUUUUCUGACCUAGUGGCCAAAACUGGAACUAAUUCCAUCGGUCGCCAUUUUGAAACACAAUAUACUAAAACGUGACAUCAAGGACACUCACAGGGCCAGAUGAGUUUGUAACGAUAAACACUGGUCGACAGAAACAGUUCAAAAUAGUUCAUUUAUUCACUCAUUAAUAAUUAAUUCAACUAUGAACUAAUUCGACUGCUUGGUGAACAUAUUAUACUCAGAGGCACAAUUAUUCGCCCACUUUAAUAUGAUGUGAGUUUUAUUCAUAGUUUUUAACUAUCUUUAGGUACAAAGCUCAAAGCACCUCAUGCAACUAACCGUUGAUUUGUCACCUGUCGCGUGCUACUAAUCGUCGCACGGCUAAAGUAGGACGCCAUCUUUACUUUGGUUGAGUUUAGUUACAGUCUGGCAAGUUCGUUGAUGACACUCCCAUGAUAUGCGGGCGACAGGGGGAAAGACUGCGGGUGUGAAAUCGUGCGUGUGGGGAAGUGACGUGCACCAGUCGUGGGUUUUUCAUUCAUCGCUACACGCUCCCCCCGGCCCGCGCGCAACAUCGGGAGUGUUACGAACGAAGUUGCCAAGCUAUAGCCACGUGUGGCAUAGUUGGAUUGUCAUUUAGGCGAUCGAUUUUUGCCGUGCGUCGGAAAUCGACCUGUGUAAACCCUGUCUAAAAUAAUAUUUAAAUGUUUUGAAAAUCUGUGAAUAUCAAGAUUGCAGAAAUUAUAAUAUCGUAUUGUAUAAAGAUUGAGAAAUAGGUGUGCCUUCAGUUAUAUUUUUUUAAUUUUGUAGUGGCCUGUUAAUAUUGUUCCAUAAUUACAAUUUAAUGAGUUACGCAAAUGUAGAAAGCGACUACAAUAUAUUUACUUAAGAUGAAUUAAUUACCUAUGUAUAUUUUUUAUUUCAUUGUUGAAAUAUAAAAGUAUUUGCAUUUACGUUAAUUAAACACAGCUAUAUUAUUGUAUGUCUUAAUUUGUCAAUUCGGUCCACCAAAAAUGUACUUUAAUAUAAUUAUGGUAAUAAUAAAAAUGUGAAUAUUAUUUGUA
Molecule: messenger RNA, 3174 nt
Organism: Bicyclus anynana (squinting bush brown)
Lineage: Eukaryota; Metazoa; Arthropoda; Insecta; Lepidoptera; Nymphalidae
Product: putative protein FAM10A4
Exons: 9
Coding region: 168-1355 (395 amino acids)
Molecular function (GO): protein dimerization activity; Hsp70 protein binding
Source: RefSeq, a predicted model, not a curated record